Molecule: messenger RNA, 648 nt
Organism: Acanthosepion pharaonis
Lineage: Eukaryota; Metazoa; Mollusca; Cephalopoda; Sepiida; Sepiidae
Source: the annotation of a GenBank genome assembly
AUGCGUUCAGAUGAUUUUUGUCAUCAACUGUACAUGUUUGAAUAUUUUAAUUCUCUUGUUUCAUACUUAGUUUUACUCUCUUCUUCAUUGUCAUCAUCUUCUUCCGCGGCUUCUUCUUCUACCUCCUCUUUUUCUUCCGCUUCAUCUUCUUCCACCUCUUAUUGUUGUUGUUGUUGUUGUUGUUGUUGUUCUUCUUCUUCUUCUUCUUCUUCUUCUUCUUCUUCUUCUUCUUCUUCUUCUUCUUCCCACCACUGUCCUUCUUUGUCAUGUUGUUCUAUCCUCAUUCUAUUUAACAUUCCACCUCUUAGUUCUUUUGCUUUAUUUAACAUAUUUUUUUUUUACAUUUUUAUCUUGCCGGCCUUAUUAUUUCAACACGUGUUCCUUCUUGAUUCUUUCAAUACCAGUUCCUACAACCGCUUCUUUCCCAACCAACCUCUCACUCUACUCCUCUCCAACACCUCUCUGUCCACCCACGCAAUUGUAUUUUCCCUCUUCUCGCUUUUAUCCGUCAUGUUUUGGCGCCAAGUGGAAUUUUCUAGCGACUGCUGCUACUGCUAUUUCUACAGCUGUCCUCAGACACACGGUCUUGUCAGAAAUGCACGAUGUUCGUUCGUUUCUCAUCAGUUAACCUUGAUCCUUGUUACAUAA